This is a messenger RNA of Ochotona curzoniae (black-lipped pika), 1249 nucleotides long. Its product is annotated as ER membrane protein complex subunit 2. Gene Ontology annotation, molecular function: protein binding. The transcript has 11 exons. The record is from RefSeq and is a predicted model, not a curated record. Gene Ontology annotation, cellular component: EMC complex. NCBI's taxonomy places the organism in Eukaryota, Metazoa, Chordata, Mammalia, Lagomorpha, Ochotonidae. The coding region runs from base 36 to 929 and encodes 297 amino acids. Gene Ontology annotation, biological process: protein folding in endoplasmic reticulum.
GCCCUCUCGCUCCGCCGCCUCUAGGUUUUGGGAAGAUGGCGAAGAUCUCAGAGCUUUACGAUGUCACUUGGGAAGAAAUGCGAGACAAAAUGAGAAAAUGGAGAGAAGAAAACUCACGAAAUAGUGAACAAAUUGUGGAAGUUGGAGAAGAAUUGAUUAAUGAAUAUGCGUCUAAACUUGGAGAUGACAUUUGGAUCAUAUAUGAACAGGUGAUGAUUGCGGCCUUAGACCAUGGUCGGGAUGAGUUGGCCUUGUUUUGUCUUCAGGAGUUAAGAAGACAGUUCCCUGGCAGUCACAGAGUCAAGCGAUUAACAGGCAUGAGAUUUGAAGCCAUGGAAAGAUAUGAUGAUGCUAUACAGCUGUAUGAUCGAAUUUUACAAGAAGACCCGACUAACACUGCUGCAAGAAAGCGUAAGAUUGCCAUUCGAAAAGCCCAAGGGAAAAAUGUGGAGGCCAUUCGGGAAUUGAAUGAGUAUCUGGAACAGUUUGUUGGAGAUCAAGAAGCCUGGCAUGAACUGGCAGAACUUUAUAUCAAUGAACAUGACUAUGCAAAAGCAGCCUUUUGUUUAGAAGAGCUUAUGAUGACGAACCCACACAACCACUUAUACUGUCAGCAGUAUGCUGAAGUUAAAUAUACCCAAGGUGGACUUGAAAACCUGGAACUUUCAAGAAAGUAUUUUGCACAGGCGUUGAAACUGAACAAUAGAAAUAUGAGAGCUUUGUUUGGGCUUUACAUGUCAGCAAGUCAUAUUGCUUCUAAUGCCAAAGCAAGUGCAAAAAUGAAGAAGGACAACAUGAAAUAUGCUAGUUGGGCAGCUAGUCAAAUAAACAGAGCUUAUCAGUUUGCAGGUCGAAGUAAGAAGGAAACCAAAUACUCUGUAAAGGCAGUUGAAGACAUGUUGGAAACGUUGCAGAUCACCCAGUCUUAAGGUUUCCAAACUCUUUGACAUUAGAUUUCACAACAGCACAGUUGAACUCACUGGCCUGUGACUUAUUUACUAAAUGCCCAGUGCUAUUUAUAUCUGAUUUUCUCUUAAGAAGGCAGUUACAAAGAAUGUGUUUAUAUAAACCUAAAAAUGCCUUUUCCUGCUAAGCAGAAAGAUGGAGGAACUCCAUAGAAGGAAGAUUUAAGACUUAACUAAUUGUACACCAAUCUCUUCAUAUCACAUAUAUAUAAUCAUUGCUUUUAAGUCACAACCUGAUGCAGAAAUAACCUUGUUAAAUAAACCAUCAUGAUUUAUUAAACUUG